Molecule: messenger RNA, 3183 nt
Organism: Onychostoma macrolepis
Lineage: Eukaryota; Metazoa; Chordata; Actinopteri; Cypriniformes; Cyprinidae
Gene: akap17a
Product: A kinase (PRKA) anchor protein 17A
Exons: 6
Coding region: 168-1838 (556 amino acids)
Molecular function (GO): RNA binding
Source: RefSeq, a predicted model, not a curated record
GCUGGAGGGCAGCACAGCUCCUCGGUGACUUCCGGUUGCGGUGUGUGACGUAUGCGGAAGCGGUCAGCGGCAUCAUGUCCGUUUGUUUCAGCUGUGCGCGGACUGCAGUUGUUAUUGAUGCUUCAGUCCGAACUGUUCAGAGAGCGUUCAGCUGAAGCGUCUCCAGAAUGACGUCCGUCGUGAGCGACACGGCCGAGGCGGUGGAUCUGUGUCCCGAGUUCAGUCUGUACCUCAAACCCAUCGCCAAAAUCACGGUCAGCGUGGCUCUGCCUCACCUCAAGACGCCCGGCAAGUCCAUCUCCAACUGGGAGGUGAUGGAGCGCCUGAAGGCCAUGGUGCAUCCGGAGCAGUUCUCCUCGCUGCGCAUCUCCAAGAGCACCAUGGACUUCAUCCGCUUCGAGGGCGAGGUGGAGAACCGGAGCGCCGUCAAACGCUUGCUGGCCAAGCUGGACGGCAAGAGCAUCAAGCUCAGCGGCUUCACAGACGUCCUGAAGAUCCGCGCCGUCGAGCACAAAACGGACUUCCCCACCCGCCACGACUGGGACUCCUUCUUCCGAGACGCCAAGGACAUGAACGAGACGGUUCCCGGAGAACGGCCGGACACCAUUCAUCUGGAGGGGCUGCCAUGCAAGUGGUUCUCGCCCAAGGACGGCGUUCCCGACAGACCCUCGGAGGCGGCGCUCCGGACGGUUUUCCAGCGCUUCGGGAAGAUCCGGAACGUGGAUAUCCCGAUGCUGGAUCCGUACCGCGAGGAGAUGACCGGGAAGAACUUCAACACCUUCUCGUUCGGAGGACACCUGAACUUCGAGGGCUAUGUUCAGUAUCAGGACCACACGGGCUUCGUCCGGGCCAUGGACUCGCUCCGGGGCAUGAAGCUCCUGUUGAAGGGCGAUGAUGGGAAGGCCGUGGCCUGCAGCAUUAAGGUGACGUUCGACACAACUAAACACCUGAGUGAUUCGUCGCUGAAGAAGCGUCAGCAGGAGCGGCUGAAGCUGCAGGAGCUGGAGAAACAGAGAGAAGAGCAGAAGCGCCGAGAGAAAGAAGAGGAGGAGCGCCGCAAGGAGGAGGAGAGGAAGCAGCGAGAGCAGGAGGAGGAGGAGAAGGAGAGGAAGAGAGAGGAGAAACUGCGCAAGCGAGAGCAGAAGCUGAAGGAGAAGGAGGAGAAGAAGACGCAGAAGAAGCUGAAGAAGCAGCAGGAGGAGGAGCAGAAGAAGCUGCAGCUGAAGAUCUCUAUGGAGGAGCGCAAGCUGCUUCUGGCGCAGAGGAACCUGGAGUCCAUCCGGCUGAUCGCAGAGCUGCUCAGCAGAGCCAAGAGGCUGAAGCAGCAGCAGCUGGAGGAGCAGCAGGCGGAGCGCAGACGUCUGCAGCAGCUGGAGGAACGCAGGCGGCUGCAGGAGGACGAGCUGCGCCGCGUCGAGGCCGAGAAAGCACGAACGCUGGAGCUGCAGAGGAAAGAGCGUGAGCUGCGCGACAAACUGCUGGGAAACCUGCUCAAGAAGAGCACCAACACUGACGCCGUCCAUCUGGACCUGGAGAUCUGCGCCACGCAGACGCAGACGCAGACGCAGACGGAAAACCAGCACAGAGAAACCAGCGAAGCAAAGAAGCAGGAGAAGCGGAAAGAGACUGAAGCAGACGACGGCAGACGUGAACGCAGACGGCGCAGGUGGAGGCGCAGUCGCAGUCGCAGGCGGAGCAGAAGCCGGCCGCGGCGCAGACGCAGCAGGAGACACAGCCACGGCCAGAGCAGCAGCAGCAGCCGCAGUCAGAGAGAAAGCAGCAGCCGCAGUCGCAGCCGCGGCCGCAGACACUCGCACCAGCGAUCCAGACGAUACUGAGAGACAAACCUGCUGCGGGAGCCUCAGCAAAACACCACCAGGUCACGUUCACCCUGAGAAUAGAACACAAAACAGAAGAAAAUGCAUUUUGCGUGAAGAAAGUGAGGCCUGAUUUAGGACCAGUAAGACCCCCAUGUUAUAAGGAACGUGAAGCCUGUUUUAGAGCCUGUUUUAUAAGUGUUUAUUUAAUUUAGUUUAUUUCUUUUCCCAGCAAAUUAUGUUGCCUAUUUAAGAAUUAAGAUUUUUUUUCUUUCAUUUAAAAAAAAAAAAAUUAUUAAUUAUUAAUUUAAUUUUUAAUUUUUAUUUUUAUUCUCCUGCAAAUGAUGUUGCCUAUUUAAGGAUUAUUAAGAUUUGUUUUUCAAUGUUUAAAAUUUUUUUUUUUUUUUUUUUUUUAAGAUUUUUUUAAUUUUUCAGUUUUAUUUUUAUAGGUUUUAUUUUUCUCUAGCAAAGAAAAAAAAUCAUUAAGAACAUGAAGCCUGUUUUAGGACCGUUUUUUUCAUUUUUAUUUGUAUUAUAAUUUAGUUUUAUUUCAAGUUAUUUAGGGUUUACUUCAAAUUCUCAGUAUAAUUUCUGUAAUGCGUUUAUAAAUCUUGCUUUUGAAUUUGUUUGUGAUUCUCAUUAGAUUUUUCAUUAAAGUUUUAACACUAAAUUUGACUGUAAAAUUAAAAGUAGUACAAAAAAUAAAUAGCAUGAUGUGUAAAUGCCUUACAUUUGAAAUACAUUUUUUUAAAUUUUUAUUUUAUUUGAACGACUAAUGAGAAUCAGAAUUUUUCACAUCAUGAUAAUAAAUGUGUAGGAAAAAAUGCAAGAAAAUGUCAAAACAAUCCCUAAAUACAGUCCCUAACAUUAGGCCUUCUUUAAUACAAUUGCUUCUGUUUUUCUUCUGCUUUUGAGGUGAAAUGUGAGCUGGGUGUUUUUCUGACGGUGUGAUUUGUUUGAGUUUAAUGCUGUUGAGUUGAUCCUGACUGUGUUUUCUGGACGAGAUCUGCACAGUUCAGUCGAGUUUGACAUGUGAUUGCUUUUCUUUCGUUCCUCUGCUUCAGAUUCACAGACUGAACUGCGUUUGAGUCUGUACUGAAGAUCUGCUUUAGUUUCUGUGUUAUUAUACUCCAUAGACCACAAUCCUCGGUUCAUGACUUGAAUUUUAAGUUGUAGAAAGUGUUGUGAGAGUUUAAUAUUAUCCGUUCGUUUCAAGCAUCUCGUGUGCUUUUGUGUAGGAAUAGGAAGGUUUUAACGGGGAAUUCAGCUUUGUUUUCCUCGACUCAAGUGCAGUAUAGAAGUCAUUAUCGAGACUCUGAAGACGUAUAAACUCACGUUACUGAUCUCAAUAAAGCAGUGCUUUGGA